GACAGAGGUGGCGGGCGGGAGGAGGGUUGGAUGGGGCACGAGGGGCAGGGAGAGUGAGUGGGGCUGACAGAGGCUGGGGCGGCGGAGGGGCGCGCACAGAGUGCGAGGCGCUGAGGAAUGCGGGUGAGAGAGAGGAGGAAACGGGAGGAGUCAGCUGGGGGCCCGGGAGGAGGCAGGAGGGCUGGAGGGGCUCCCCGACUGGAGAAGAGGUCCCCUUGUCCCAUUUUGGAAGCAGAAUGGGGACACUCGUAUGGGGGGGCGCAUUUACCCGGGCGUCUUUCCUGGAAGAGUCCAGGCGGGGACUGGACCCCAAGAAGGAGAGCUGAGUGACCCGGACCCAUCCCGCAGACCCUCUGCCUCCCUGGGCGGAGGCUGUGCGUUCCCCCAAAUGCCCUCCCCUGCCCAUCUGUCUCCCCGCCUGCUUCCCUCGUGUGGCUGCUUCGGAUGUGCACGGAACCUUUAGGCUGAUAGGGGGAUCGGCCUCCUCAUGCGUGGUUUGCCACGAGAAAUAAUCAUCAUGCUUCGAAAUCUGAUUUUAACAACUUGCAGCUAUCCCUUGUUCCAGGAAAAAUCUCUAAAAUUUUUAAUAAAAUCAGCAAGGGAAAUAUUUGAAAUACAAAUUUUUCCAUUUAUAAAACGGAUCGGAAUGUCAGAGCUACGCACGUUAUCAGCAAAAACUAGGCCCUAGCAUUCAGCUGUGUUACCGAAACUUCCAGAAACCGGGAAGCAGGCAGUGUAGUUAACGUAAUGUAAUAAAUAUCCAAUGAUCAAGGUUCCCAUCUGCCACGGAGUCACGUCCUUUGAACUACAGGACAAUGUCUAUAUACACAAAGCCAUAGGUCUGUGUUCCUUGGGCUUCUGCUGCCAAAGUUCAGCGAGGCGACGUGUCACGGUUAGGUGCCUUCGGUUUGUCCUGUAUCUGCAGUUCCUACUCCUUGGUAUCUGUAGUUUGCCUAACUUGGAGUGGGGACCUGGCCAUGUUGCUGCUGAUGGAGCCAGGACCAUAGCAGAGGGAUGAAGUCACAGUUCAAUGCAGGCCUGUUCGUGACUACACAGUGGCCAAUUCCUGUUUCUGUGGGAGUGACCACCAGCCCUACUGGCUGGGAGGGAGUAAGCGAUGACGGUGUCCAGCGGAAGUUUCCUGAGAAACCCAUGCGUCUGUUCCCGGAGCGGAGAGUCUACCUUCGUCUCACAUGUGCCACAAAGGAUGGCAUGGCCCAGGAGUGCCCCACCACGUGGCUUUCACCCCCUGCAAAGCCAGAUCUUACCCGACAACACAGUGCCAAGCCCACAGCUCUCCAAGGAGAAAGAUGGCCCAGGCUGGGAGCAUGCCCUUAGCAGCAGCCUCUGAUCCCUUGGCCAAGCAGGAGGGAACCAUUAGCAGCCUGAGGAGCUGGCUGGCUGGGAGCCUCAGGGACUGCCCAGCCUUGCUUCCAGCUCAUCUGCAAGAUGUGGACAGCUCUUGUGCUCAUUUGGAUUUUCUCCUUGUCCUUAACUGAAAGCCAUGCGGCAUCCAACAAUCCACGCAACUUUGUCCCUAACAAGACGUGGCAUGGAUUAGUGAAGAGGAAUGCAUCUGUGGAAACACUUGAUAAUAAAACGUCUGUGGGUAUAACCAUGGCAGCAUCUCCUGUCACGUUGACUAAAGGGACUUCCGUAGCCCCCCUCAACUCUACGGAAGACACACCAGAGGACACAAGCAGGACAGAUGUGGGUGAACCAGUAACUUCAGGAGGCGCAGCUGAUGGUGUGGCCUCCAGCGCUCCCACGACUGCGGCCUCCAGCACUUCCAGGUCUGCGGCCUCCAGCGCUCCCACAACUGUGGCUUCCAGCACUUCCAGGUCUGCUGCCUCCAGCAUUCCCACGACGCUCACACCGCCUGGGCCCACGUCCCUGUUCGCAGGGCAGACCCCAUCUACUACCGCUGCCGGGCACCCAUCUCUCAGCACAGCCCUCGUACAAGUGCCAAGUAGCAGCUCGUCGCCAAGAACAGCAGCCCUGGCCACAAUGGCCACACGUGCUCAGACUGUAGCUACCAGAGCAAACACAAGCAGACCCAUGAGCACUCCCAGUCCUUCUGAGUACAUGACCAGUGACACCAUGGCAAGCCCUACACCCGCUACACAUCCCCAAGCACAAGGUCCCACUCGCCAGGUGUCAGUGGAUCAGCCCGUGGUUAACACAACAGAUAGAUCCAUACCGCCCUCAAACACAUCUCCAGAGCCCACUACCACCCACUCUGUGGCUUUGGUGUCCCCCACAGUGGUGACCACCCCCAAGCCACAAUCCAAGGAGCCAACUGCCAGCACAGUGCCAGCACCUCACAUUAGCCCAGUGUCUGAGGUGGAGGCCACGUCCCUCACAACACAGCCAAGCCCCACGCCAUCUACCCCAGGGGCCACUGGGCCACGCACACCCCAGGCACCAGAGCAGGUAGAGACUAAAGCCCCUGCGCCAACACCCAGGAGCUCAGGGGACCCCAAGAUGCCAGCCACGGACUCAUGCCAGCCCAGCACCCAAGACCAGUACCUGGUGGUCACUACCGAGCCCCUCACCCAGGCUGUGGUGGACAAAACAUUCCUCCUGGUGGUGCUCUUACUCGGGGUGACCCUGUUCAUCACAGUCUUGGUUUUGUUUGCCCUGCAAGCCUAUGAGAGCUACAAGAAGAAGGACUACACCCAGGUGGACUACUUAAUCAACGGGAUGUACGCAGAUUCUGAAAUGUGAGGGCGGCGGGGCCUGGCGGGAGGCGGGCCCCUUCCUUGUUCUUUCCUUUUGCCUUUGAGACCAAACCAAGUGCUUCCAAAUUCUUUUGGUGCAGUUUAGGAGAUAUGCCAGAUGCUUAAACACAUUUCAUUGCUGUCAGAUAAUUCCAUGAUCACUAAAGAGUUGCUGCUUUUUUCAUA
Messenger RNA from Callithrix jacchus (white-tufted-ear marmoset), 2906 nucleotides. NCBI's taxonomy places the organism in Eukaryota, Metazoa, Chordata, Mammalia, Primates, Cebidae. The record is from RefSeq and is a predicted model, not a curated record.